Molecule: messenger RNA, 1438 nt
Organism: Pomacea canaliculata
Lineage: Eukaryota; Metazoa; Mollusca; Gastropoda; Architaenioglossa; Ampullariidae
Product: ficolin-1-B-like
Exons: 8
Coding region: 22-1296 (424 amino acids)
Source: RefSeq, a predicted model, not a curated record
GUGCUUAACAGGUGAAUACAAAUGCUACGAUUUUUCUUUAUUCUCCUGUGUGUGUCUCCUGUUCUACUGACACAAAAUACAGAGAGUGAAAAGUCUGGACGCCAUGGCAACUCUAGCAAGCCACACGACUGGUCAACCACAAGCUGUGUGACUGACGACGAGUGCGAUGACACAAACGCUGUGUGCUACGUGGACAAGUGUCGAUGUCGACCCGGAUUUUUUUUCUCAACGACAUAUUACAUUUGUUUUGCCUCAUGCAGCUCAGCAGACUUGCACAACACCUUCAUGGAGUAUCCAGACAGCGGUUUAAGAGGAAACAGUCUUGAGGUAAAGGAUGGACUCAGUUUGGAAGACUGCAAGAAACUGUGUCUGAAUACCAAACGUUGCCUUACAUUUGAUUUCAGAGCCGUACGAGGGCUCUGUGUGCUUCAUGACGUCACGGUGCGUGAGUCGCCCUUAAGAUGGUAUCCUAAGACGAGUAAAGGGUGGACCCACUACCAAAGAUCCUGUCUUGCAAAUUUCGCCUCAUACCCUGUCUGGCACAACUUAUUGUGUAACAACGACGUGGACUGUUAUGACCCUUACAGUCAGUGCUUGACAGGCAGAUGUGUCUGUCCUUUUGGUACAGUCGGCAGUGAGAACGAGGUUACGUGUCGUGCUAUAGGACAGUUAUGCCAAAAGUGGCAGGAAAACGGAGGAAAGACCGGCGUUCACUCCAUUCAGAUGACAGACAACAAGGAGAACCUGAAAGUGUGGUGCGACAUGGACUCUGGCAGCGGUGGCUGGCUGGUUUUCCAAAGACGCCGUGAUGGUUCAGUUGACUUCUACAGGAACUGGGUGGACUAUGAAAACGGCUUCGGUGACGUCAGUGGGGAGUUCUGGCUGGGCUUGUCCAGGUUGCACAGACUGACCAAAGAUAAACCUGUCCGACUGCGUGUUGACCUCAGGGAGGUGAAUGGCGAGAGUCACUAUGCUGAGUAUUCAUCAUUCAGUGUGGGUGGUCCUGAGACAAACUACAGACUGACUGUGUCCGGCUACUCGGGUAAUGCAGGUGACAGCAUGGAGAAUCACAACUCCAUGAGUUUUUCAACCUAUGAUCGAGACAACGACAAAGACUCUUACAACUGUGCCACUCGGCAUCAAGGCGCCUGGUGGUUUAACUUCUGUGGUAACUCUAACCUCAACGGUCUGUACAAGGCUGACGGGGCCGUGGAUCUUAAUGGCAUCAUGUGGUAUCUCGCCCAUAACGACGGCAGGAGCUUCACGUUCAGCGAGAUGAAACUUAAACCAGCCUAACAUCGCCUUGUCUCCUGUACUCUCACUGCUUACACCCUAAUCUGUUAUAAACCGACGUUUCAUUGUAGUUUGGUUGGUGACUUUGAUGGUGAUGUUAAUUGUAGUCUAACAUUGAAAUAAAAUUACGCAACUGCUUCUCUUA